ACAAGCCGAGGGACGGCUGCCGCAGCCCGGCGGAAGAUGAACGUCUGUAGGUUACGCUUGACGGUGCCACCUGAUGAAGUCUCACAGCCUGAGCAGGGAGUGAAGGAAAGUGAAAGAAAGAAAAGCGAGCUCUACCAUGUACCAAAUGGGAUGUCUCCAGGGAAGCUCUCUCAUGGGAUGGUCUAUGGUGUUGUGCACCGAACUGACAACAACCAUAAGAGAGAAAUGGUGGUUUAUGGCUGGUCAGCUGACCAGCUGAAAGAAGAGAUGAAUUACAUUAAAGAAGUGAGAGCAACUCUGGAAAAAGUAAGAAAAAAAAUGUAUGGUGAAUAUGAUGAAAUGAAACGAAAAAUACAGCAGCUUACAAAUGAACUGAAAGUGACAAAUGCUCAUCAGGAAUCCUUAGAGACUCAUGUGCGAGUGCAGGCGGCAGCCUUAGAUAGCUUUAGCGAAAUGAACAGCUCCUUGACAUCAGCAUCAAUAGACUUGCAGAAAACUCUAGUGGAUGUUACAUUGGAGAACACUGACAUAAGGGAACAAAUAAGGAAUUUAAAACAUACACACGAGCAAUCUAUGGAAAAGCUGAGAGAGAAGCAAAAGCAACUGGAAACAGCACAAAUUGAAAAUCAGUUACUGAAGUUAAAGGUGGAAUCAUCACAGGAAGCCAAUGCUGAAGUCAUGAGAGAGAUGACAAGAAAACUGUACAGUCAGUAUGAGGAAAAGAUGCGAGAAGAGGAACAGAAACAUAAAGCUGAGAAAGAAAUCCUCCUGGAGGAAACAAAUCGGCUUCUGAAGGCUAUUGAAGAGGCCAAUAAGAAGAUGCAAAUUACAGAAACCAGCAUCCAGGAAAAAGACCAGAGAAUUGGGGAGCUGGACAGGCUGAUUGAACGCAUGGAAGUGGAGCGUCAGCAGCUGCAAAGACAGCUUGAAUUGAAUGAAAUACAAAUACAUGGAGCGAAAUCCGAAAACAACUCCGACAGUGAAAGGUCCCAGCACUUGGAGGAGGUCGCAGCCAGCCUGAGAGAGCGAAUCAAACAUCUGGAUGACAUGGUGCACUGCCAACAGAAGAAAGUCAAGCAUAUGGUCGAGGAGAUUGAAGUGCUAAGGAAGAAAGUAAAAGAAAAGGAAUUAUUUAUAGUACAGCUUUUAGAAAAAAUCUCUUUCUUAGAAUGUGAGAAUAAAGAAUUACAAGAUAAACUGGACUACUUAAUGGAAAACCAACCAAAGACCAAUAUAGAAACCAGAGAUACUGGUGUAGAAUGUGACCUUCCAUACAGGAGGUUCAUUUCUAGGCUUCCAGAUAAGGGUAAGAAGAUCUCUGAUUUUGCUGAAAAGCUGAAGCUUGCCAUUUUGCAAGAGGAGGAACUAGCCAGGACUGCUGAGCUGCUAUCUGCUGUCAGGUUGGAGUUUCAGGCAAAACAGGAGGAAAUUAAUACAAGCAAACAGGAAAACAAAGAUGCACUGAACUGUGAAGAUUCAUCAGACUUUAAUGAAAACUCUAAUAUUAAAGAAAUUUCUGAGAUUCCUUCCAAAAGGCAGGAGGCAGAAUGUAUUGAGGAAGAUGCCACAAGCACAGCUUUGGAAAAUCAAAGGACUCAGAGGAAAAAUGAUGAAGUAAAGACUGUUAGAAAAGAUCAGAGUCAUUCUGUUGAAGUUGUCUCCACGUCAGCCACGAGCAGUCAUCUGAAAAAUGAUCAACACAUCUCUCAGAGCAGUACUGAGAAUGGUACAGAAAGUGCAGCUACUUUGAAUGACAGCAAAGACACUCUGGUUGAUGCCUUUCAAAAAAUCACAAUUGUAGAUGGAGAUAACAGUGAAAAAAUAUUGGAAAAAGGGCAGAAUGUGGCAAAACAUAAGGGCAAUGUGUUUGGAAGCCUGUAUCCCAAGACACCACAUUACAUUGAAGUUCUGGAGGCUCGAGCCAAGAACCCAGUCAUAAAGAAAAGCAAAUUUAAAACAAAUGCAUUAUCAGGAGAGCACAGUGGGUCAUCUCUUGGUUCCUCAUCCAGUCGAUCCCCUGGGGGACUUGGCUCUCCAAUUUCUGCUGAAGAAAGACGACUCAGAGAUAAGAAACAUUUGGAUGAUAUCACAGCAGCUCGACUGCCACCACUUCACCACUCCCCUGCUAAGCUCUUACCCAUAGAGGAAUCCAUAGCAAUUCAGAUACAGCAAAAAGAAGCUUAUGAGGAAAUGCAAGCCAAGCUGGCAGCACAGAAGCUUGCAGAGAGACUGAAUAUAAAAAUGCUCAGGUUUGAACCAGAGGGAGAGGCCUCAAUGCAGUACAGAGAAGUGAGGGAUGAAGAUUAUUUUUCGGCAGAGGACUGAAUUCAAGAAGGGAUGUCUGAGGAUACGCCAUGUAACUGAUCUUUGUGCAGUACUUCUUAAAACCCAAACCUGAAUAUUGAGAAUGCUUGAUCUAAUCAUUUUUUUCUUAAAAUUUUCACAUUACAGCUACAGGAAGGGUUCAGUGUAAACCUCAUAAAUAUACAUGUGACUAAGUGGUAACCUGAGUGCUAUUUGGGAACUGUUUUUGCAGCACUUGGGGCAUAAAGUAAGCUAAGGUUACUUGUCCAUAAAGUAAGCUAAGGUGCCUGUGAACUGCUCACACAUAUGAAAGCUCUUGUCUUGUACAAAUGGGAGAUACUUCUUUUAAUAUUCUCUUGCUUUUACCUUGUAGUAAAAAUACAUACCCAGACAGCUACAAUAAAUCCACGAUCCUUAGGCUGUAAGUCAGCUUCUUAUCACACAAGAACUUGUUUCUCUGCCUGCACCUUAAAAUAACACUUUCUGCCCUUAUGUUGUAAAUAGCUAAGAAUUCCAAGUUAUUUUGUAACUCAAAUUCUGUUUGGGCUUUAAGGGACUCUGCUGUUUUAUUUUUGUUUAUCAUGACAAAGCACAUCAAGAGAUCAAGUUAAUCUGAAGACUUUAAUAUUUUUAUUAAAGAUGUUGAAGUUUUUCCUUAUUUUUGUACACUGCUUUCAUACUUUGAAAUACUAUUUUUCCAUAAUGUAAAUGAAGAGAUCCACCCUCUGGUUUUCUGGGAGAAAGUGUUCUGUCUAUUUUAAGUUGUAGCUGUUCUUUGAAGAUAAAUACCAAUCUUCCUUACAAUUACAUUUUCUGCAUUUUAAUACGAAUUUUUGAAAGAUCAGGAACACUCCUGAGAAGUAUCUUACAAUGAUGUUCCACGUUGACUAGGAUAUUCCAAGCCUAGUUUGGGUUCGGUUCUAAAAAGCAAACCUCAGAGAUUCCUUGUGUAGUUUGUCAACACCUGUUUUCCAAGAUGUUGCAGCAACUCAUGUGCAGGGCUGUCCCUGGAUGUGUACAUAUUGCUGCAGGAAUGGUGUCUCUGGAAAUCAAAGGUGUUCCAGCUGCAGGUCAUUCAAAAAGCUGCAUGAUAUUAUCUAGAACUGGGGGAGGAGGGUCUCUGCCACUUCUUGAGUGCAUACAGCACUUCAGUAACAGGCAGUAACUCUCUCCCAAAUGCUCCACGAGCUCUCCCAGGCAGUCCCUGUGGCACAGUCCACACCCUGGCACUGCAGUUUGACAGGUGGAACUGCUGCUGUGCUAAUAAGUGGUAUUUUUUGACUAGGUCUUCUGUGGUUCUUUCCUGUACCCUUUCCUCUCACAGCCUUUGUGUUGUCAUUGUUCGUUGGCUUCUCAUCAGCUGCUCUUCCCUUUUUCUUAUUAGAUUUAACCUCCUGUCACUAAGCCAAAUUCAUACUCUGCAUCCCUGCACCACCCAUUCCCUUUCAUAUGACAUUGUUGCCUGUGUCUGCAUUUAACUCCUGCCCUGUGUCAUGGAUCCUCCUGCCACUGCUAUCUUACCUUGCUUUCUGGAACUCCAUCUAAAUACCAGCUGUGCACCUGGGCACUUCCCACUCAUCUCAGUCCCUUGAAUAUCCCACAGAGGCCUGAAUGUCUUUGACUUUUUGCCACAGCUGCCUUCCUACUGGGGCUUUCCUUUCUUAUUUCCCAUUUUGGUUUCAGACUCUGCAUGUGUUUGACCCUUCCAGGCCUUCUGUCCUUUUUACCACCUUUUCCUGGUUUGGUUUUUUUUUUCCCUUCUCUCUUUUCUGUGCUCCUUCUUCUCACCAUCACUUGCUUUUGUCAGCACAAUUCUUGGCAUGUUGUCAGUCAUUCACAACCAUCCUUCAGCAUCCAUGCUGAUGACCCAGCUGAUCCUCAGUUGUAUCUAUUUCUGUUCAGCCAGAACACAGGCCAGAGGAGUGCUCCUGUCUUGUGGAUGCUGCUCGUCUCUCAGGUCACCUGCUUGUCCAGCUGCAUCUUGUCAUCAUCCCUCUCCCCACUGCAGUCUGUGCUGCUUAAGGACAAGCCUCAGGAGUGUAUUGGCUUUCCCUUUGCUGUUGCAUGAAGCACAGGUUGCCACUUCCAGGCCAUUUGCAUCUCUUCCCCUUCCCAGGAUCAUCACCCUUGUCCCUGUACUGGCUGUGCUGUCACACCUUUUAAGGUGCUGUGUGUAUUUUCUCCAUGUUGGCUUUUCUGUGCUAAAGGAAUCCACACAAAGCUGCACAGUAGGGAUCUGUUUUCUGGAGUACUGAAAUCUAUCUCAGCCUAGGCUUCUGCUGACCAUCCCUUUCCCUAACAAAAACUGAGCUUUCCUUGCACUGUUAGCACUUAUUUUUGCUCUCUAAAUUUUGUGAAGCAGAGGCAGUUUUCUUGGUCUUUAUUUUGAUAAUAGUCAGCAUGUUGGGCCUUUGCCAAAGUGAUCCCUUGAAUGGGCAAACUUCACCUUUAAGGGGGGGGGUGUGUGGGUGUAAAUCACUGUGGUGACAGGUGAAGUGCAUUAUGUAUUUGUUAAACAAUUAGCAGCUGCUCAGCACAGAGUUGGGGAGUCUUUGUGGAAGAGUGGGCUGUGUGAAUACAGAGCCAAGCUUGAUGUGGAUUUUAAGUUAUUAAAAAUUUUUUACUACUGCAAAACCUGGAAGCUUUUCUGGGAAGCUGGUUCUGAGCACAGGUAUGCACUUUGAAUUAAGAUUCUGUGAAUGAUAAGAAUGCAGAGUCAGGUAUAGAGUCCCAUGUUAAGGAGGAUGUGCAAUCUGGAAGUUUGUAAAAGGUUAGCGAUUAAGAGGAUCAUGGAAUGAUUUGUUGGAUAAUAAAAGGACAAAGGAAUGGUUUGGUCAUGCUGAAGUAAGUUUCUGAUCAAGUAUGGUGUUGCUGUUGUGUAUUUUGCUGUUCUGCAGUUCCAGAACAUUUCAAUAUGUAUAUUGAGAGUUGAGAGGAUUGUUCCCUGUUUUGGGAGUGGACUGUUAUAUUGGAAUGGGCUGUCAACACAGUAAAAAUAAAGAAUUGAUAGUAUGUUUCUGAA
Messenger RNA from Manacus vitellinus (golden-collared manakin), 5326 nucleotides. It is a transcript of the gene MYZAP, whose product is annotated as myocardial zonula adherens protein. The transcript has 15 exons. Gene Ontology annotation, biological process: transcription elongation by RNA polymerase II; maintenance of ER location; intracellular signal transduction. Lineage: Eukaryota; Metazoa; Chordata; Aves; Passeriformes; Pipridae. The coding region runs from base 37 to 2325 and encodes 762 amino acids. Gene Ontology annotation, cellular component: nucleus; nuclear envelope; RNA polymerase II, holoenzyme. Gene Ontology annotation, molecular function: transcription elongation factor activity. The record is from RefSeq and is a predicted model, not a curated record.